AAGGGCUGGUGGAAAAGAAGCUAUGUCCGGGCUUAAUAUCUGCAUAUGGCAACCCGCCAAGUAAAUGAACCGAAUCAGAAAUUUGGGAUUUACACCUCCCUUCCCCAGACUGUGUGUAACAAUUUGUCAUUCAUUGGUUGGCUCAUAAUCAGUGCUGCCAAGUGAUAUGAAAAGUACUGGGAAGAGGGAAUACAAGAAGUGAGCUGCAGCCACAGAAGUUUGUGUGAUAAAAGGCUCUGCUAGCACGCCAGGAUUCAGGAAUUCCCAAAAGAAAGUUUCUGUUCAGAAAAACAGUGUGGGAGUACAGUGCACUCAGCUUUGUUGUAAACUGUCUCCACCUGCAACUAAAAAGGAAGAUGGGGACAUAAUUCACCUGACACACUUGAAGCAGCUGUCAUUUGGCUAGCUGACAGAGAGACAAGACAAUAGGAAUGCAUCAUUCUGUGACAUCACAGCAAACUCAACUGGAGUAUGAAGAGACCCUCAACUGUUUGAUCUUCCUUGAGUGAAGUUCAAUAGAAAAUGCUACAGCAGUUUUGUCUCUGGGAAUGGUUGGCUGUAGGAAUUGUGAUUGCUUCUGUCUUCACCAAUUGUUUGGCUCAGAAUGAUGAUGACUGCAAGUUGGCCAGGGCAGGUCCUCCAGCCACAAUAGUUCCUAUUGAUGAAGAAAGCCGAAAUGGCACUAUCCUAGUGGACAGUAUGCUGAUAAAAGGGACAGCAGGAGGGACUGAUCCCACUAUUGAACUAUCAUUGAAGGACAACAUUGAUUACUGGGUGAUUCUGGAUCCCAUCAGCCAGAGGCUGUACCUAAACAGUACUGGACGACUUCUGGACAGAGAUCCACCAAUGUCGAUUCAAUCCAUUGUGGUUCAAGUCCAGUGCAUUAACAAAAAGGUUGGCACUGUUAUCUACCAUGAAGUACGGAUUGUGGUGAGAGACAGGAAUGAUAACUCCCCUCGUUUUCAGAAGCAGCGGUACUAUGUGGCAGUAAAUGAGUUAACACCAGUUGGAACGACCAUCUUUACAGGAUUCUCUGGGAACAAUGGUGCCUUGGACAUAGAUGAUGGUCCCAAUGGCCAGAUAGAAUAUGUCAUCCAGUACAAUCCUAAUGACCCAACAUCCAAUAGGACCUUUGACAUUCCUCUCACUUUGUCUGGAGCAGUAGUUUUAUGGGAGAGACUAAAUUAUGAAGAAAAGACACGUUAUUUUGUUGUUGUUCAAGCAAAUGACCGGGCUCAAAAUCUUAAUGAACGAAGAACAAGUACAACCACCCUCACAGUUGAUGUGCUUGAUGGGGAUGAUCUUGGACCAAUGUUUCUCCCGUGUGUCUUAGUGAAUAACACUCGUGACUGUAGGCCACUCACCUACCAAGCCAGCUUACCAGAGUUCACUGAUCCUACACGAGUGAACCCCAUCAAUGUCACUCCACCAAUAGAAGCUAUAGAUCAGGACAAAAACAUCCAGCCUCCUUCUGAUCGACCACACAUCCUCUAUUCCAUCCUACUUGGGACUCCUGAGGAUUAUCCACAAUACUUCUGUAUGAAUCUUACAACAGCUGUACUCAGUCUCCUAAAGCCAGUAAACAGGGAUUUACACCAGAAAUUUGAUUUGGUUAUUAAGGCAGAACAAGACAAUGGUCAUCCACUUCCUGCCUUUGCCAAUUUACAUAUCGAAGUCCUGGAUGAGAACAAUCAGAAGCCUUACUUCACAGAAUCUCUGUAUGAGGGGUUUAUUCUGGAGUCCUCCCCAGUGGGCACAACCAUCUCUGACAACCAGAAUUUGACUUCUCCACUACAAAUCAUAGCUUUGGACAAUGAUGUAGAAGAGACAAAGGAUCCACAGCUCCAUCUUUUCCUAAAUGAUUAUAAUACAUUUUUCACUGUGACUCAGACUGGUAUAACCCGGUACCUCACCUUACUCCAACCAGUUGAUAGAGAGCUCCAGCAGCUAUACACCUUCUCGAUGACAGCUUCUGAUGGUGUACAGGAGAGUAUGGCAGUUAUGGUCAAUAUCCUGGUGGUUGAUGCAAAUGAUAACUCACCAACCUUCUCCAACAUAUCAUACAAUGUCAAGAUUUAUACAGACAUGAGGCCUGGGGAAAGCGUUAUAAAGCUCAAUGCCAUAGAUGCAGACCAAGGGCCAAAUGGGCAGAUCAUGUACGAAAUUCUGGCUGGGGACCAGGGAGACUUCAUCAUUACUGACCGAAUGGGCCUUAUCACCAUCGCUCCAGGAGUUGUAUUGUCAGUAGGGAGGUCCUAUGCACUCACUGUCAAAGCAUCUGACAAUGCUCCUCCUGCGCAGAGAAGGAGCUCCAUCACUACUGUUUACAUUGAGGUACUUCCUCCAAACAAUCAGAGCCCUCCUCGCUUUCCCCAGCUGAUGUACAGUCUUGAAAUCAGUGAGGCCAUGAGAAUUGGUGCCGUGUUGUUAAACCUGCAGGCCACUGAUCGAGAGGGUGACCCAAUAAGAUACCUCAUCCAAAAUGGAGAUCCUCAACAUGUUUUUAAUCUCUCUGAAACUUCUGGACUUCUUGCCUUAGGAAAGCCCUUGGACAGAGAAAGCACUGAUCGCUACAUUUUGAUUGUCACAGGCUCGGAUGGCAGACCAGAUGGGACCUCAACUGCCACUGUUAAUGUGGUGGUGACCGAUGUAAAUGACAAUGGACCAGUCUUUGAUCCCUUUCUACCUAAAAAUCUAUCUGUACAAGAAGAGGAAGUGAAUGCUUUUGUCGGGCAAGUGAGGGCUACAGACCCAGAUGCUGCAGUAAAUGGCCAAGUACAUUACAGCUUGGUAAACUUCAACAAUAUUUUCCGCAUCACAUCAAAUGGUAGCAUUUACACAGCAGUUAAACUGAACAGAGAAACAAGGGACUAUUAUGAACUUACUGUUGAAGCAACAGAUGGAGCUGUGGACCCCCGCCGUUCAACAUUAACUCUGGCAAUCAAAGUUCUGGAUAUUGAUGACAACAGCCCUAUGUUCACUAAUGCCUCCUACACUGUCUGUGUUCCAGAAAACCUACCACCUGGCACAGUCUUCCUGCGAAUAGAGGCAAAGGAUAUUGACCUUGGUUCAAAUGUUACCUAUCGGAUACGAACCCAGGAAGCACUGCCAUUUUUUUCAUUGAACAAGUUCACAGGAGAAUUAUCACUUUUAAAAUCCUUGGAUUAUGAGUCAUUCUCUGGAACAGAGGCAACCUUUACCUUUCUAGUGGAAGCCAUUGAUAGUGGAGGAACUAUGCCUCCAGGACUUGCCACUGUCACUGUGAGAGUAAAGGAUAUGAAUGAUUACUCCCCAGUAUUUAGCAAUGCUCUCUACAGGGGAAUGGUUGCUCCUGAUGCAAUCAAGGGCACUGUUAUCACUACAGUUUCAGCUGAAGAUCAGGAUCCUCCGGGUACACCAGCAAGUCGUGUAAGGUACAAAGUAGACGUCAUCCAGUUCCCUUACAGUGCUAGCAUUUUUGAUGUAGAGGAAAAUUCAGGACGUGUAGUAACCCGAGUAAAUCUCAAUGAAGAGCCCAGUAUGAUAUUUAAGCUAGUGGUCAUUGCAUAUGAUGAUGGUGAUCCUGUGAAGUUCAAUACCACCACUGUAGAAAUUGCUGUAUUGCAACCCUCUGUAAUUCCACGGUUUACCCAGGAUGAAUACAGACCCCCGCCAGUGAGUGAAGGUGCACCCAAAGGAACUCUGAUUGCUGCUGUUACUGCUGCUGCCUUGAAUCAGACUAUUGUGUAUUCAAUUGUUUCAGGAGAUGAAGAUGAUGUGUUUGACAUUAAUAACAGAACAGGUGUUAUCUUCAUUAAAAAACCUCUUGACUAUGAAAGUGUGAAAAGCUAUGAACUUCAGGUAGAAGCAGACUCCCUACAAGUAGUUCGAUCCAAUCUACGUGUCCCUUCCAGAAGUAACACAGCCAAGGUGUUUAUUGAAGUGCGGGAUGAAAAUGACCAUGCUCCUAUCUUUACCAAAAAACUCUACAUUGGAGGAGUGUCUGAAGAUGCUAAAAUGUUUUCUUCUGUGAUGAAAGUUAAGGCUGAUGAUAAAGACACUGGAAAUUACAGUGCUAUGCAGUACAGACUCAUCAUACCCCCAAUCAAGGAUGGCAAAGAAGGUUUUGUAAUCGAACCCUAUGAAGGGCUUAUAAAAACUGCCAUGCUGUUCAAAAAUAUGAGAAGGUCCUAUUUCAAGUUUCAGGUCAUUGCAACUGACAAUUAUGGGAAAGGACUGAGCAGCAAAUCAGAAGUACUUGUCUCUGUGGUCAAUCAGUUGGAUAUGCAAGUCAUCGUUUCUAAUGUUCCUCCCACUGUUGUGGAACAAAACAAAGAUCAACUUAUAGGGAUUUUGGAACGCUAUGUUCAAGAUCAGAUUCCUGGUGCAACGGUUGUGGUAGAAUCCAUUGGUGCCCGCAGAUUUGGAGAUGGCUUUUCAGAAGAGGAUUACUCCAAAUCUGACUUAAUAGUCUAUGCAAUUGACCCUCAAACAAACCGAGCUAUAAUGAGGAAUGAACUUUUUAAGUUCUUGGAUGGAAAACUUCUGGAUAUCAAUAAAGAAUUUCAGCCAUACCUUGGACAAGGAGGACGUAUUCUGGAAAUCCGCACCCCAGACGUGGUGGCCAAUGUUAAGAAGCAGGCACAAGCUGUAGGCUACACAGAAGGGGCAUUGCUUGCUUUGGCUGUCAUAAUCAUCCUUUGCUGCAUGCCUGCUAUUUUAAUCGUUAUGGUCAGCUACAGACAAUUUAAAGAGCGGCAAGCUGAAUGUGCAAAGACAGCAAGAAUCCAGAUGGCCUUACCAGCCGGCAAACCAUCAAGUAGCGCUGCUAAUAAUCUCUAUGAAGAACUCGGUGACAGCACCAUGCGAGGAUAUGCACAGCAAGAGCAACAGCAAUUGCUGAGACCCUCUCUUCUCAGACCAGAGGAGUUGUCUAUGGAAUCUGGAAUUGAUCCAGGCCAAGAAUACUAUGGGCAAGAUUACUACAGUUAUGAACAUGGGUAUGAAUUGCCUCAAUAUGGGAGUCGUCGCCGAUUGUUAUCUCCAACUGGAAUGUAUGAUGAGUAUGGUGAAGUGGUUGUGGAAAAUGAUGGCAGCUAUUAUUACAGCCCACAUGGAUCAACAGCUGAAGGAGAAGGGAUGAGUCAAGGCAAAGGUCCUACAGGCAGAGCUAUAAGCCAGAGAGCAGGGCAUCAAAUAGAAGGUAGUGCUUUAGGUGGUGGGAUGUAUCUAAGAGAUGGUUCUGGAAGAGAACAUAGGACCAGCCAGGGGAAAAGGAAACUAAAAGCAGUGAUGCAGUUGAGUCGAAUAGCUGUAAAAGCCCACAAACAAGAAGGAACAACUGAGUCUGCUCAUUCUCCAUGGAAGAAAGCAAAGAUAUUUCCAAUGAUACUGCAGAAAGUAAAAGGCAGUAGCAAAGAUUCCAAUUAUGCAAAGCUGAUGUCAGCUCGCCUAGUGGACAGUGAAGACAGCAUGAUUAUCAAAGGAAAUUAUUUCCAGAAAUUAGAUGACAAGCCUUCAACAACCAGAAAACUAAGUCAUGUACUAAAACACAUUAGUGUUUCCAAAAAAUUUCAAAAGCAUUGCAAAUCUCGGAGCUCUGAUAGCAAAAGUUCAGUAUCUGCAAGUGAAAAAGGAGGGGAAGAUUCUGAAAGUCAAGGCGUGAGUGAAUCUGAAAGAGAUGAAACAAAAUCAGGAAUUUCAAUUAAUAUCACAGCAGAAAGUGAGCUAGAGGAUAGUGAAGUUUCUGAUGACUAUGAUAAGAAGAAAAAAAGAAAAUCUGCUGCUUCAGAUGAUGAUGAAUCAUCAGCAAGGAGUAGUAUCUCUGCCUCUCAGGGAGAUGAUAAAGACUAUUUGAAAGUGACACUGGACCAAGAUGAAACCAAUGAAAGUACUGUGGACUCUGAUGAAGAAAAGGAGGAAGAUUUACAGGAUUCAGAUGAUCAUUCUGUAUCCAAAUCAGAUAAUGAACAGGAUGAAUCAGAAGAUGACAUAUCUGAGCACUCUGAAGAGGAAGAAGAUGAGAAAGAGUCAAAAAGUGUCCUUUCUCAAGUCUCUGGUUCUCAGAAUAAACUCUCUGACAGUGAUGAAGAUGACUUCCAGUCAAAGGUAUCCUCAAAUCAGAGUUCCUAUAGCAGAUCUGAGUAUAGUGAUUCCAACAGCAGAAGAGUUAGUGAAAGAACUAUUAUGUCAAGUAAGGGAAGUAAAUCUAGUGGAGGAACAAGGGAUUCCAGUCACAAGUCAGAAGUGAUUAAUUCUGACAGUGAAAUUAGCUCUACGGGAUCAGUCAGCGAAAGAAACAAGAGUUCUGGAUCCAGCUACAAGAGCAAAAUGUCCACAGUUGGCAGCGAAAUAGAAAACACAAUAGAAGAGCUAUCAGAGGAAGAUGAAAAAUCAGAUUUGGAGCAAGAUGAUACAAGCCCUGAUGAGGCAGGUGACAAUAUAAGUGAUAGGACUAUGUCUGAAACGUCUUCCAUCAGCCAAAAAACUACUUCCAGUAAACAGAGCAAGAUAAGAAAAUCAGAUAUUAGUGUUGGAGGUAGCAUGGCUGAAAGCACAGAAGAGAUUGAUAUAGAUGCUAAGGAUAGGGAAGAAACUUUCAGUAGGAGUGAAUCAAAAAGCCUUGAAAGUGAAAAUAGUGUUACUUCCGAAGGCAGUAGAGGGACAAAGAGCUCAGUGAGUGCCACUUUUUCUAGUAAAAUGGAUGCUUCCCAAGAUUCAGAUCUUCAAAGUUCUGAUUCCAAGUGGGCCAGAAAGAAAAGGAUCAAGUUAGUAGUUGAUCCAGAAUAUGAGACCAGCUCAACUGGAGAAGACAGUGCUCCAGAAUCUCAGAGGAAUCGUCUUAAUAACCCCAAUAUUCAAAACAAUGUAAAUGGCAACAUCUAUAUUGCGCAGAAUGGGUCAGUUGUGAGAACCCGUCGCAUUUGUCUCUCCAAUAAUUUAAAAGUCACAUCCCCUGUUAGACUGGGGAAACACUUCAAGAAAUUGGACAAGUUAGCAGUGACGCAUGAGGAGAAUGUCCCAUUGAACACAUUGUCAAAGGUACCAUCUUCUAGUGACAAACUGAACACAAGACCAUCUAGUGUCUCGUUUACCUCCACUGCUAGAGGGGCUGACAAUAUAGCAACGAAGUGUGGGGGCAACAAAAUGAAAAGCACAGAAGAGCAAGAAUCUGUUGUUGAUAAUGAGGAUGUCAGAGAGCCCAUGGAACCACACAGCGAUUUCACACACUCAGAUGAAGAGGAGCUCUGGAUGGGCCCUUGGAAUAACCUUCACAUACCAAUGACAAAACUGUGACCUUUUUUAAUUUUAAUUUUUACUUCAGUUUAUAAUAAACUACGCUUUUUAAUGUCACUGAGGAAAAUGUAUGAAAUUUGUAUUGUGCACAUAAAUUGUAUACUUUGAAUGACAUGCUUUAAAGUUAAGAGAUACUUUGCACUCACAUUUGUCUCAAUUAAUUGUUCUUCCCAACAACACUUUUGGCAGGC
Messenger RNA from Chelonoidis abingdonii (Abingdon island giant tortoise), 7466 nucleotides. The record is from RefSeq and is a predicted model, not a curated record. Lineage: Eukaryota; Metazoa; Chordata; Testudines; Testudinidae.